Messenger RNA from Peronospora belbahrii, 2358 nucleotides. Lineage: Eukaryota; Oomycota; Peronosporomycetes; Peronosporales; Peronosporaceae. The record is from the annotation of a GenBank genome assembly.
AUGGAUAGCAACGUGCUGGAUUCACCUAUUGAUUCAGUCAAUCAAUUUAAGGCACCAACUGGUUGUAGUGCCAAUGGAGACAGCAGUCGUGCUGAGAGCAAGUUUUUUGCUCUUAGCGUAAGUGGUACUAACAUGGCUGGAAAACCAUCACCGCUCGUCAUGCCUUUUGUGUAUGGGACGCCCGUGGAUAAGAACUACAAGUCGUGGCCAUUCCUGACGGUUGGUGUGUGCGCUAGUAUCGUUAUUUUCGCUAUUGUGUUCCAUGAGUUACCAGAAUAUCGUGUCGGUUUUCGUUACUAUCUCUACACGGUCUUUGGAUCAACCAUCGAGAAUGCCGAGUGGGUUGGAGGACAUCGUGAAGUUGUGGAUUUUAUUGUCAGCUACAUUUUAAUUGGAUUGCCAUUCAUGAUCGGUGGGAUGACACUUGCUUUAGGAGACGCUCUGCCGCCUGUGCCGACGGGAGCAUAUCGCAUGGUUAUGCGUUUCUUAAAGCGCAAGAUCUUUGUUGGCACCAUUAAUGUUUCGUACGCCGAGUCUAUCUGCACGCUCGUAUUUUUAGGUCUGAAUGCUAUUUGGUUUGCUGCAAUUUGCUCGCGGAAAUACGAUGCCCUUGUCGAAGCAGACUCUGUCGACGCUGCUUCAAUCUUCCGGCUCGUGGGCGAAGUGUUAGGCUUCAAUGCGGUGCUCUGUUUCUCGCUACUGAUUAUCCCCGCGACACGCAAUUCGUUCUGGAUGCUUUCACUAGGCAUUGACUACUCCCAUUCGAUUAAGUAUCAUCGCUGGAUUGGAUUCUUUGCAGUCGUCAUGGUAGCUCUCCAUGCCAUUCCAUUUUACUUAGCGUGGUUCAAAAGCGGCACGUUUCUCGAAUCAGCAUUUCCGUGCAUGGACUGUGACUACGGGACGGUUGGCAAGGCGCGUCUACAGAAUUUCUAUGGUCAACUGGCACUGCUUUGCUGUAUUGUUAUUGGUGUGACGUCGCUGAGCCCGAUCCGGCGCAAGUACUACGAUGUGUUUUACUACUGCCACCAUCUUUUCAUUUUUGUACUCAUCUUUAGCGCACUGCACUUCUCACAGUUUGUCAUCUGGAUGUACCCGGCCGUGUGUCUUUAUGUAAUGCACCGCAUCCUGGCUAGAAGCCAGAGUCAGAUGCCGUGUGAGGUCGUGGAUUUGGAAGCCAUUCCUGGCGAGAUUACGCGUCUAGUUUUCCGUCGUUCACCGGGCAAGUCAGGCCACUACCAUGCUGGUCAGUUUGUUUACUUACGUAUUCCGUUGCUGUCGCAUACGCAGUGGCAUCCGUUUAGUAUCAGUUCCUCACCGAUUGAAUACGAAGACACCUUUACCGUGCACGUCAAGUGCAUUGGUAACUGGACCAAGUCGUUGUACGCUGUCGCUAUUCAAGCGCGUGAAGAACGAAAGCUGCCGCUUAUUUACGUUGACGGCUUUUACGGCAAAAUGUCUGAUGACUUCCAGCACUAUCCUGCUCUCGUGUUUGUGGCUGGUGGUAUUGGCGGUACACCGAUUAUCAGCAUUGUGGGCAAGAUCUUAGAUUGCAUGCGCAAUAAUGAUCCAAACACAGAGUUUACUCAGGUAUACUUCCACUGGACGUCUCGCGAGAUCGGUAUCUUUCACGAGUUUGAACCUCUGUUGGACGCCAUCGAGCAGUAUGACCCGGAACAUGUGAAGUUUAGAGUACGUCUUUGCUUCACUGGUGACCAGCAUCUGGGUGGUGUGGACAUUCCGAACGGCAUUGCACUGAAGCCAAUGGAUGACACUAGCAUGAUUCCAACGCGCCCAUUCUUUCAGUCGUCUCGGUCUGUACCGCGUCAGAUGCUGCUGUUUUUUGUGACUUUCACGUGCAGCUUCUGGUGUCUAUUCCUCAUCCGUUUAGACUACCCUAUCCUGGGUCAUCUGCGCGCCAACCAGAACAUGUGGCCAAUCCAGCGUAUUGUGGAGGUUCUCAUCAUGAUUGUUGGUGCUAGCGUAGGCUGGGUUGUAGUAUUUACAGAGCCCACGCCUCGAUCAUUGAGCCGAAUGGAAAAAUCACGCUUUAUGCCUACUUUUGGCGGCUAUGAGCACCAUGAGACGAUGGCAGAUGUCAACGAAUCCUUGGAGUACUCUCACUCUCUGUCAUUUGAUGGACAGGAAGUCCAGUUUCAUCAUCCCGUAAGCCGUUCACGACUGAAUGUGAAGGAGUUGUUUAACGAGGUUGUCAAAGAACAGUCUCACAAUUAUGCUGUCAAUAUUACGGGCAUUGGAACGUGGGUAUCAGGUCCCAUGGGUCUUAUUCACGCCGUAGAGACGGAAGCUUCUAACUUCGCUGGCAUCUUUGAUGUGCACUAUGAGGAGUUUGAAAUGUAG